AUGAUGAAGAAUCGUCGUGUCCCGUCGACUAUUGUCCGGAAGGCCGGACCAUCGGAAUACCGUUACCGCUGGACCAUCGAAUGCCUUAUCUGCUGCGAAGGUGAAAAAAGCAAAGCCGGAGAUAGUGAACGCUACCGGAUUUACCGAAAUCGAAUCGUCUUUCUACCGCAUAAUCGUAUGGCACUGUGUGAUACCAAAUAUCUCGACAAUAUCUACAACUACAAAAUAUGUCUACAAACGCUCAAACCCGCACUUAUAGACCGCCUGAAAUCUAUCGUUGUAAUCGAUCCAAUCAAAUUCAAUCUAAAACUCGUGGCUACGUACCAUAAGCCGCAAGUCGAUAAUUCAGCCGAGAACAGAGCGUUCGAGAUUUCAGCCAGGCCAUUAUUUUCCGAUAGCGAAAUAGAAAAUAUUGUGGAAGAAAAAUUCGCGAAAUUAUUAAAAGAAGAAGAAUUAUACCAAGGACGUGACAGUGGAUUCUCGCUACAGACGAUAGAUGGCCUUUUAUUAGGAGUAUACAAACUUACAUCUACGAACUGAUCGA
Cinara cedri is the source of this 544-nucleotide messenger RNA. Lineage: Eukaryota; Metazoa; Arthropoda; Insecta; Hemiptera; Aphididae. The record is from the annotation of a GenBank genome assembly.